Molecule: messenger RNA, 1794 nt
Organism: Chanos chanos (milkfish)
Lineage: Eukaryota; Metazoa; Chordata; Actinopteri; Gonorynchiformes; Chanidae
Gene: colgalt2a
Product: collagen beta(1-O)galactosyltransferase 2a
Exons: 13
Coding region: 1-1794 (597 amino acids)
Molecular function (GO): procollagen galactosyltransferase activity
Source: RefSeq, a predicted model, not a curated record
AUGCGUAAAUGGAUGGUACGGCGCUCGGGAGUUUCCAGACUUGCAUUUAUAUUUGGACUUCAAGACCUGGAGCCGGUUCGUCCUGAGUCACCUCUUCUAAAGCCAAAAUUAAUGAUAGCCAUAAUCGCGCGCAACGCGGAGCACAGCUUGCCUUACCACCUAGGGUGCAUCGACGCACUUGAUUAUCCCAAGGAUCGCAUCGCCAUCUGGGCUGCCACCGAUCACAAUGCAGACAACACCACGGCAAUGCUACAGGAGUGGCUCAGGAGGGUGGAGAACUUGUUCCACUCUGUGGAGCUGAGGACCGUGGAGGAGGAAAUAAGUGCCUACGUAGAUGAGCGAGGCCCAAAGCACUGGCCUGACUCCAGGUUCACCCAGGUGAUGAAGCUGAGACAGGCAGCACUGGUGGCAGCCAGGGUACAGUGGGCAGACUACAUAUUGUUUGUGGACAGUGACAACUUGCUGACAAACGAACAGACACUGACUCAGCUGAUGGCGGAGAACCUGACCCUGGUGUCACCCAUGCUGGAGUCUCGAACACUGUAUUCCAACUUCUGGUGUGGCAUAACCCCACAGGGUUAUUACAAGCGGACGCCGGAGUACAUCCCUAUUCGUAACUGGCAGCGGACAGGUUGCCACGCCGUUCCCAUGAUUCACUCCACCAUGCUGCUGGACCUGCGGCGGAGUGCCAGCAAAGCCCUGGCAUUCUACCCCCUCCACCGGCACUAUCUCUGGGAUCUGGACGACAUAAUGGCCUUUUCCUUCUCUGCUCGCCAGGCAGGGAUACAGAUGUUUGUGUGCAACAAAGAGCAUUAUGGGUAUCUGCCCCUACCACUGAAGUCACAUCAGACUCUGGAGGAGGAGGUGGAGAGCUUUAGUCACACAGUCUCAGAGGCCCUGAUUGAAUACAACCUGAAGACCUCAAGCUACCUCCGCACACCACCGAAACCUGCAGACAGAAUGACUUUUGAUCAGAUUUACCUGAUUAAUCUGAAGCGACGGCUGGAUCGUAGAGAGCGUAUGCUACAUACUCUGGAGGUGAUGGGAAUCGAGGUCACGCUGACUGAUGCGGUGGAUGGCAAAGCCCUGAACACCUCUUAUCUGAGGGCACUGGGUAUAGACAUGUUGCCUGGUUACAAAGACCCUUACUCAGAGCGCGUGUUAACCCGAGGAGAGAUCGGCUGCUUUCUUAGUCAUUAUAAUAUUUGGGCACAGGUGGAAGAACAACAACAAAGACAAGUGCUUGUACUAGAGGAUGACGUAAGGUUUGAGUCGUUUUUCAAGAGCCGACUCAACACCAUCAUGGAGGAUGUGAAGCAAGCAGGCCUGGGCUGGGACCUCAUAUACGUGGGUCGUAAGCGCCUACAGCUGAAACACCCAGAGCGCUGGGUAAAAGGAGUGAAGAACCUGGUGCACCCUGAUUACUCCUACUGGACCCUGGGAUAUGCUUUAUCAUUGCAGGGAGCGAGAAAACUCCUGCAGGCGCAGCCGUUCAGCAAAAUGCUUCCUGUGGAUGAGUUUCUCCCAGUUAUGUUCAACAAACAUCCACAAGAGGAGUACUUGACUUACUUUGAAAGGAGAGACCUUCGAGCAUUCUCUGUGGAGCCUCUUCUCCUCUUUCCCACACACUACACGGGUGAACCAGGCUAUUUCAGCGACACGGAGACCUCCACCAUCUGGGACGACGAGAACGUAGUAACCGACUGGGACCGUCAACACGUCCGCAGAAACCGGAAUCGAGGAGACGCGGCCUCGUUACCAAACGCAGCGAGUGGUGACAGAGAUGAACUCUGA